Messenger RNA from Vanessa atalanta (red admiral), 2279 nucleotides. RefSeq names its product eukaryotic translation initiation factor 3 subunit B (gene eIF3b). Bases 56 to 2143 code for a protein of 695 amino acids. The transcript is spliced from 10 exons. Gene Ontology annotation, cellular component: eukaryotic translation initiation factor 3 complex. NCBI's taxonomy places the organism in Eukaryota, Metazoa, Arthropoda, Insecta, Lepidoptera, Nymphalidae. The record is from RefSeq and is a predicted model, not a curated record. Gene Ontology annotation, molecular function: RNA binding; translation initiation factor activity; translation initiation factor binding. Gene Ontology annotation, biological process: translational initiation.
AUGGAUUUAGUUCACUAAUGGCGUGUCUUCCGGUAACACACGUUAUAACGUCAAAAUGGCAAAGAAAAAAGGCGACGAGAAAGUGAAUCAAACACCUCAAAGUGAUAAUGAGGAACAGAAUUUUGACGAAGAGCCCAAUUUUGAGGAUCCCGAGGGAUUCGUAGAUGACAUAACUGAUGAGGAACUGUUGGCAGACCUCUUGGAACAGAAGCCGAAGGAGUCUGACGGUUAUGAAAAUGUGAUAAUCGUCGACGGCUGCCCUCAAGUCGGGCCUGAGCGUCUGGAAAAACUCCAGAGUGUAAUAAAUAAGAUCUUUAGCAAGUUUGGGAAAAUCGUCAACGAGUAUUAUCCAACCACCGAAACGGGAGUCACAACGGGCUACAUUUUCCUAGAAUACAGCAAUCCCCAGAAUGCCGCUGAAGCUGUACAAGCCACUAAUAAUUGUAAAUUAGAUAAACAACAUACAUUUUUGGUGAACCUUUUCACUGAUUUUAAAAAGUAUUCAGAUAUUCCUAAAGAAUGGGAGCCACCAGCACCUCAGCCGUUCAAAGUGCAGUCGGACCUGCAAUGGUAUCUCAUGGACCCAGAUGCUUACGACCAGUUCCUUGUGGGCAUUGGCACUGGGGUUGCGCUACAAGUGUGGCAGAACACCUUACCAGAGCCUAUAGUGUUACAGGAGCGGCCGAACUGGACGGAAACAUAUGCAGUAUGGUCACCCCUUGGUACAUAUUUGGCUACAUUCCAUUGGCGAGGAGUGGCCUUAUGGGCUGGCCCCAAGUUCAGUCAGUUUCAAAAGUUCUACCAUCCUGAGGCGAGAUUCAUAUCCUUCUCACCAUGUGAGAACUAUAUUGUUACCUUUUCACCAAACAGUGACAGAGGUGAUGAUAAGAAACUCAUUAUUUGGGAUAUUAGAACAGGACAGGAAAAGCGUUCAUUCCCUCCACCCGAGGAAUAUGUGACGUGGCCAAUAUUCCGUUGGAGUAAGGAUGAUCGUUUCUUUGCUCGUCUGGGUGCUGACAUGCUUUCUGUGUACGAGACCCCCAGUUUUGGUCUGCUAGAUAAGAAAUCUAUUAAAAUACCUGGUAUUAGAGACUUCUGUUGGUCACCAACUGACAAUGUCCUAGCGUACUGGGUAGCUGAAGAUAAGGACGUGCCUGCGCGUGUCACACUUCUAGAACUCCCCAAUCGCACUGAAAUACGUUCUAAAAAUCUCUUCUCUGUAGCCGACUGCAAAAUACAUUGGCAGAAGAGUGGUGAUUAUCUCUGUGUCAAAGUAGACCGUUACUCUAAAGUCAAGAAAGACAAGAACGAAAUUAAAUACUCUGGAAUGUACUAUAACUUUGAAAUAUUCCAUAUGAGAGAAAAAGAGAUUCCCGUCGACUCUGUGGAAAUAAAGGAGCCCAUUCAAGCUUUUGCUUGGGAACCAAUUGGCUCCAAAUUCUCAAUCAUUCACGGUGAUGCUGCAAAUAAUUGUAUAAGUUUCUAUCAAGUGAACACUGGUCAAGCUCCGACACUGUUGAAAAAACUGGACAGAACGUUUAAUCAUCUGUUCUGGUCUCCGAUGGGGCAGUUCAUUGUGUUAGCCAACCUUGGGCUCACUGGCGGAGCUUUGGCCUUUGUGGACACCAACGACUUUACCAUCAUGAAUAUAUCUGACCAUUACCAGGUAUCGGGCAUAGAAUGGGAUCCAACAGGUCGCUACGUUGUGACUGGAGUGUCGUCACUCAAGUGCAAGAUGGACUGUGGAUACUAUCUGUGGUCCUUCCAGGGCAAGAUCAUUCGAAGAGUGAUGAAGGAAGGCUUCGCCCAGUUCUUGUGGCGACCGCGACCGCCUACUCUACUGUCGGAGAAGCAGCAGAAGGAGAUUAAGAAGAACCUCAAGAAGUACUACUCGCAGUUCGAGUCCAAGGACCGCAUGCGUAGCAGCAAGGCCAGCAAGGAGCUGGUGGCGAAGCGCACGGAGCAGAUGAAGAAGUACGUGGAGUACCGCGAGCUGAAGGCGCGCGAGUGGGCCGAGCAGAAGCCGCGCCGGCUCGAGCUCAGGAACUAUGUAGACACGGACGGUCUCGACACGGACCCGACGAACACUGUGGAGGAGGUUAUAGAAUUCUUUAUUAAAGAGGAACAAACGGUCAUCGAGUAGUCGCCGGACUCCGCACGUCUAGAGGUCGGGGAUAACCCCGACCUCCUCGAUAGCCGGUCGCGGCCGGCUCCGACCGGUCCAUUCGCCGGUUUUUGAUCAGCAAAGAUAACUUUUUAAUAAACAGACAAACACCAUC